Messenger RNA from Culex pipiens pallens (northern house mosquito), 901 nucleotides. RefSeq names its product general odorant-binding protein 45-like. The record is from RefSeq and is a predicted model, not a curated record. Gene Ontology annotation, biological process: sensory perception of smell. Gene Ontology annotation, molecular function: odorant binding. Bases 104 to 901 code for a protein of 265 amino acids. Lineage: Eukaryota; Metazoa; Arthropoda; Insecta; Diptera; Culicidae. The transcript has a single exon.
GUUGAUUCCUUAAACAGCCAAAAGUCAUGUUUUGAAAUUCAAUCCUUGUUUUCUUCGGUAUAAAUGCACGUGCAAUGCUCCGGAAGCCGCACUUCCAGCAGUCAUGAAGUUCCUACUACUUGCGCUGACGACGCUCCUUGCGUCAGCUCGUUCCGAAGACCUCCACUCCCUCCGUUACAAAACCGUCGAGGGCGCCUACUCGGAAUGCUGGCGCCUACUGCAGCUGUCAUCCCGUCAAAUCUGGCAACCGUGCGCCCCCUGCGAGAACCACUGCUGUGCGACCCUCUUACGCCUCUGGAACGACGCCGACUCCUCCAUCCGGACCCCAAUCUGCCCGCGGUUCUUCCACAGCAAGCUAGAAUCCAGCAAAUUCCUCGCGGACGCCGAUUGCUGCGCCAACCGGAUGCUGGAGCAGGUCCCGCCGAAAGAAAAAUGCCGUCGCACCGACGGGUACUACCUCUGCUUUAACGCUUCCGGCAUCCUUCAGCACGACCGCAAGUACUUCCUGCCGGCAACGGAACUUCAGCAGCAACGUUCCGUGUCGGAGUGCGCCGACUUUCUGCAGAUCAACUCCGACGACGAGUGGGCGCAGAUUUUCCACCGUGGUUUGGUUAGCGAUCCGCGCGGACGUUGUCUGAUUCGGUGCGUUCUCGUCCGGCAGCAGCUGUACAGCGAAGUCUUGGGGGUUAACGAACGCCGAGUGUUUGUCCAAAGUGGCAACCUGCGCGACGAGGAGCACUUCCGGCGGGGGGUACGACAGUGUGUGCAGCGGCUGGAGCGAACCUGUUCGGAUCGCUGCACGCUGGCAGCACGGAUCGCCGCCGAAUGUCUCGGGCAAAAGUUGUGGAGUGACAUCGAGAGAGCGGUGAAAGUUGUUGGUAAACAAAGAAACGGGUGUUGA